Xiphias gladius (swordfish) is the source of this 2237-nucleotide messenger RNA. RefSeq names its product cilia and flagella associated protein 97 (gene cfap97). Bases 196 to 1671 code for a protein of 491 amino acids. The record is from RefSeq and is a predicted model, not a curated record. Gene Ontology annotation, biological process: spermatogenesis. The transcript is spliced from 6 exons. Lineage: Eukaryota; Metazoa; Chordata; Actinopteri; Istiophoriformes; Xiphiidae.
CCGUUGCCAGGAAGUGACGUAGCGUUGUUUCUGGUUCCUAGUAGCGAAACGUUUUGUUUUUAAUGCAGUUUGCGGUUUGUUCGUGCGUCUCCUCAACUGAACGCGUCUUCUCUAAAGAAGUAAAUGCAACCGUAACGUGAAACACCGUUUGUCGUGCGACCCUUCGUCAGGUUCAGUGUGUUAGGGCAGACUAUCAUGUUCAACCCCAAUGAACUAGAAGGUGAAGUGGAUCAUUCGUUUUUCGAUAGUGACACUGAUGAUGGUAGCAUCAGCAGAGAUAGAGGGAAAAAGAUGGGGAGCCCACCAGCACAAGAGAGGCUUCAUGCAAAACAGACUGAAAAAACAAAAGACUGUUUCUCCCCAAGGACUGAUGGGACAGAAAAACACCUGAUGCGAGUGAAGAAAAACAGAAGCAGGGAGGAAAGGAAAGGGAGCCAUCAAUCAAAGGAAGAAGAGAGAAGCAGGGCAUCCAAUGUACCACCUGUUGCCUCUACUUCAGAUAAAGUCAUCAAUAAUAGCAGCGAUAGUGAAGAAGAUUACAGUUUGCACUCUAAAAGCCUCAAUAAGACAUUUAUGCCUUUGUUGGCUGAGGCCAGAGAUGUACAUGAUAAGGAUGUGUACACCCAGAGUCUUAAUAAGACUGAAGAAGAAACAUUACCAUCUAGUGCCAAACACUUAGGCUCAAAAAGGACAAAUGAGCAAUCUCCUAAAAAACUGAUAAGAAGCUGGCACACUUCAAAUGAGGCCAGUGUAGAUGCAGACUCAGAAAGCUCUUCUAGUAGUAGCAGCAGUGGAAGAAGCAGAUUAGGGUCCCCCACCCUUCCCAAACCCAAGAAGUCUCUUUUAUUCCUUGGAGAGAGAAGGGCCAGAGUGGUCUCAGCAGGAUCUCGGGAUUUGCCUGCCGGCCGCACAGAGUCGUCAGAUGAUACUGUGACAGAUGUGAGCCCCCUGUCCUCUCCUGACAUCAGCCCUCUGCAGUCAUUGGACCUGAACCACACAGAGGCUGAAGAGGGAAAGGAGGAGGAGGAGGAGGAGGAGAGUGUGCCCUCCAGUGGCCUCAGCAAUAUACAUCAAGAUGAGGACUCAGAUCAAGAUGUGGAUGAGUGCUCUCUCAGUUCAGAGAGUCAUCUGGAAGGGAAACUGGUCUUCCUCUGUCCUGGAAGGAGAAACAGGAAGAAUUACUCAUUCACCAAUGAGGAGGUCCGGCACAUAGAUCGAGAGAACCAGCGACUUCUUCGGGAGCUGUCACGCAUUUCUUCAGGGCCCAGACGGGGAAGUGUAGUGGGGAAGAAAACCAAUAUGGCCGGUAACUCACCUCUCAUUCGCCUCACUCACAGUGCAGUCAACAGGCAGCGGGAACAGAAGCGCAUUGAGAGGGACAACCUGGCUCUCCUGAAGAGACUGGAGUCUGUCAAGCCUACACCUGCCCUAAGGCGCUCAGAGCAACUAGCAGACUACCAGCACCAGCUCGGAUAUCUAGGAGCUCCUUCAUACCCCAUCUGUGGGUCUACUUCAAGAAAAGAGAGGUCCACCAGCAGGGCAAACGCAAGUCCCAGGUCAGCCAGUUCUGCCCACCACAGCCCCAGAGCAGUUUCCACCACCACUGACUCCAGUAGCACACCUGUACCAAGGUCAAAAAAACUGAGUGCAGUCCGACCAGCCUGGUGCUAAGACACCUGUGUUGAAAUUAUAAAAAUAACAAACAGUUCAUUGUUUUAGUAUUUCAGUAAGUGAUGUUUCAAUUAAAUCCGCAUUUUUUGUUUGCCUCCUCUCACAAUUUAGGAUGGAACUAAGGACUUGUGUUUUCAAGCAAUGAAAAAGUUAUUAAAAAGUUGAAUGUUAUGUAUAUUUCAUUCCUUAUAAAAUAAAGCUGCUGGUUCCACUAGUUAGCAGUGUGCUAUUUGCAACAUUAAAUAGGGUAAUCAUUGUCUGAACUAUACUACCCUUGUGACCAGUUUGUACCAACUGUACACAUGCCACACACAAAAGGAAGAGGAUUUUUUAAUAGUUUUUUGAUUAGGAGAGUGGUUUUACAUUAAACUACUCAGUGUUUUUCUAUGGUAAUCAUGAAUUUGAAUAUUUGGAAAGGGUUCUUUAAAGAACCAAAAUCGUUGUGGUACAAGCCUUUCUGCUAUGUAUGAACAGAUUUUUGCCAAACGAUUUACUACAGGUGGAAAAACAGGGUGCUGAUGUCAUCUCUCAGUUUAAAGACUGUGCAUAUUUUGAUGAAAUCCUCU